CUUCCUAAACCCUGAAAACGGCAUGGUGAUCGCUGGUGCGUUCUCUUCAAGCUUUAUUCUAGCACCUCCGUCCACCACCGUCUACUCCGUUUCGAAAAGUGGUCGACCUUGGUGCGCAUAUCUACGCAGGAUGAAGCCUCGAAUGGAGGCCCAGGCCCAAGCGAAGCCCAAAGAGGCUAAACUGUGGGGUGGAAGGUUCGAGGAAGGCGUGACCGAUGCGGUUGAGAGGUUCACGGAAUCGAUCUCUUACGAUAAGCAACUAUACAAACAGGACAUUAUGGGAAGCAGAGCUCAUGCUUCAAUGCUUGCUCAACAGGGAUUGAUGAGUGUAGCUGAUAGGGAUUCUAUUCUUAAAGGUCUUGAUGAGAUAGAGAAGCGUAUUGAGAAUGGUGAGUUCAAUUGGAGAACUGAUAGAGAGGAUGUGCACAUGAACAUUGAAGCCGCACUCACUGAUAUGAUUGGUGAACCUGCCAAGAAGCUACACACUGCUCGGAGUAGAAAUGAUCAAGUGUUGACUGAUUUACGCCUCUGGUGUCGUGAUGCCAUUGAUAGGAUCCUCAGAGGCAUCAAACACCUGCAGGUUACGCUGGUUGAGUUGGCUUUGAAGAAUGAGGGUCUCAUUGUUCCUGGUUAUACUCAUUUACAGCGUGCGCAACCUGUUCUACUGCAACAUCUUCUGCUGGCAUAUGUUGAGGAGAUUGAGCGUGAUGCUGGUCGAUUGGUAGACUGUAGAGUUAGGAUGAAUUUCUGCCCCUUAGGGGCUUGUGCAGUGGCCGGUACAGGGCUACCCAUUGAUCGAUUCAUGACUUCAAAUGCCUUAGGAUUUACAGCUCCCUUGAGGAAUAGCAUAGAUGCAGUUUCUGACCGAGAUUUUCUACUGGAGUUUCUUUCUGCUAAUGCCAUCACAGCAGUGCAUCUUUCUCGGCUCGGUGAAGAAUGGGUAUUGUGGGCUUCGGAGGAAUUUGGAUUUAUCACACCAGGUGACUCUGUUUCAACUGGAAGUAGUAUGAUGCCUCAGAAAAAGAAUCCGGAUCCAAUGGAACUUGUUCGUGGGAAAUCUGCCAGAGUCAUAGGAGAUCUGGUUACUCUUCUCACAUUGUGCAAAGGACUUCCUCAUGCUUACAAUCGUGAUUUGCAGGAAGACAAAGAACCAGUAUUUGACAGUGUUAAAACUAUUCUGGGGAUGCUUGAGGUAUCGGCCGAAUUUGCGCUGAACAUUACCUUCAAUAAGGACAGAAUACAAAAGGCUUUACCUGCUGGUCAUCUUGAUGCAACCACACUUGCUGAUUAUCUUGUUAAGAAGGGAGUACCAUUUAGGACGUCUCAUGAUAUCGCUGGAAGAUCUGUUGCUUUAUGUACAUUGAAGAACUGCCAAUUGCUGGACUUGAGUCUGGAAGAGCUCAGAAGUAUAAAUCCAGUCUUUGAGGAUGAUGUGUAUGAAUAUCUUGGAGUAGAAAAUGCCAUCGAGAAAUUCAGCUCUUAUGGUUCCACCGGGUCGGCAUGCGUUGCCAGCCAACUUGAUUAUUGGACUAAAAAACUUGAAAUGAAGUGAAGGUUACCCUAAUUGUCAUGAAGUUCUAAUCAUGCCAUGGAAGCCAUUUCUGAAGACUUGGAAUAAAAGCCUACUACUGCUUACCAAAGAUCCUGCAACAUGUUAUUUAGGCAUAUUUAGGUGCUCUUUCAAAAAAUCAUCCCCUGCUUUAACAAUUAACACACUUUAACUAGAAUGUUGCAACAAUUAAAUGUAUUUAAUAAUUUUAAGAUAAAAAUAUUUGUAUUUUCAAUCUACCGUCAAUCAUUGUUGUUGCCUGUC
Gastrolobium bilobum is the source of this 1813-nucleotide messenger RNA. RefSeq names its product argininosuccinate lyase, chloroplastic. NCBI's taxonomy places the organism in Eukaryota, Viridiplantae, Streptophyta, Magnoliopsida, Fabales, Fabaceae. Bases 23 to 1552 code for a protein of 509 amino acids. Gene Ontology annotation, cellular component: cytosol. The transcript has 6 exons. Gene Ontology annotation, molecular function: argininosuccinate lyase activity. The record is from RefSeq and is a predicted model, not a curated record.